AUGCAGGCUGCUAGUGCAUUUGCGACCUGUCUCUUGGCUUCAGUAGGUGGCAACACCAGCGCCGUCGCCUUUCCAAACCAAGCCAACUAUUCUACUCUCGUCGCGCCGUACAAUUUCGACCUUCUCACGACCCCGUCCGCCAUUGUCUGGCCCCAGGAUACGCAGCAGGUAGCGGCCGCUGUCAAAUGUGCCGUGGAUUCAGACAUCAAAAUCCAACCGAAAAGCGGCGGACACAACUAUGGCAACUAUGGAUCAACCACCAGCGAGCUGUCUGUGAAUCUGGAUAAUCUGCAGCACUUCAGCAUGGAUGAAACCAGCUGGACUGCUAGAUUGGGACCAGGUAACCGCCUAGGCCGAGUCACCGAGCUCAUGUAUAACAACGGUGGUCGACAUGUUCCACAUGGGACGACCUUCACGGUGGGACUCGGUGGACAUGCCACUGUUGGAGGUGCCGGAGCGGCGUCACGCAUGCACGGGCUGUUGCUCGACUAUGUGGAGGAGGUAGAAGUUGUUCUGGCCAACUCAUCCAUCGUGCGAGCGUCCAAGUCACACAACGAGGAGCUUUUCUUUGCCGUGCGUGGCGCCGCUUCAAGCGUCGGCAUUGUGACCGACUUUUCUAUACGUACCGAGCCCGUUCCUGCAUCCAGUGUCACCUACUCUUAUGUCUGGGAGGGGACAGAUCCAGCAGCCCGCGCAGAAGUAUUCUUGACUUGGCAGUCAUUGCUCGCCGGCGGCUCUUUGCCCCAACACAUGGCCUACGAUCUGGUUGUGACGGCGAAUAGCAUGAUACUGGGUGGGGCCUACUUUGGCAGUCAGGAGGAAUUCGAGGCUUUUAACCUCAGCAGCCACUUUAAAUUAGCGCCAGACGUCACACAUAUAAAAACCUGGACCAACUUCUUCGACUUCUCCGCCGCCGCAAGCGCUCAGACUGAGGCGGCUGGGAUUGCCUCCCCGUCCCAUUUCUAUGCCAAAUCUCUCGUCUUCAAUCAACAGACACUCAUACCUGAUGAUACUGCUGAGAAGGUCUUCAAGUACUUAGCCACGACCAAAAACUGUACUGAUUUGUACGCGGUCACUUUCGCGGCAUUGGGUGGUGCCGUGAGGGACGUCUCGCCAUCAGAAACGGCCUUCUAUCACCGCGAUGCUUCAUACUUUAUGUUCUCCUUUGGAAGAACUAGUGGAAGCCUGACCGACACGACGGUGCAGUUCCUGGAUGGGUUGAGCAAAGUUCUGACUAGUGGGCAACCCGAUGCCUACUAUGGCCAGUACGUGGGGAAUGUGGAUCCCAGACAACCAACUGACAAGGCAUUGACGGGGUAUUAUGGCAAGAAUCUGCAUCGCCUGCAGCAGGUCAAGUCUGCGGUAGACCCGAAUGAUGUUUUCCAUAACCAGCAGAGUAUCCCACCUCUGCCCUAG
Molecule: messenger RNA, 1416 nt
Organism: Penicillium canescens
Lineage: Eukaryota; Fungi; Ascomycota; Eurotiomycetes; Eurotiales; Aspergillaceae
Product: FAD-dependent oxidoreductase
Exons: 1
Coding region: 1-1416 (471 amino acids)
Molecular function (GO): oxidoreductase activity; FAD binding
Source: RefSeq, a predicted model, not a curated record